AUGUCUCACAGUGUCACCCAGAAGUCCUCCUCGUCUUCCGUGUUGGCACGAUUAGCCUUUUCUCCCACAAGACUUUUGUCAUCUCUUUCACCAGUGAAGAAAUUGAAUGGUGCGUCUUCAGAGGAUUCAGCUGCUGCAGAUUCGUCAAUAGACGGUAUAUCAAAGUCCUUCGCCGGGUUUCUUACUACUGCCAGUAUUUAUGCGGGUUUCCAGGACUUAGAUGAUGAGACCGAGGACGGAAAUGGAGGUUUAAAUGAAGAAGAGAUCAAUUCGACUAGCAUUCCACCUCCACAUUCUAUAACUGAAGCCGAUUCCGGUCUGCAAAGAAGGUUGAGAUCACGCAGAUCAAAAUUUGAGCUUUCCCUGGUGAAGCGGAAGCCUACUCUGUCCAACGAACGUGCACUGGAUCUUUCUGUUAAGCUUCGAAAGACAUUUCAAAUUCCGGAUGAUGCCGAGUUUAUCAGUGAUUAUUCGUGCUGGUUGAUGGGAGAUGUUCUUCUUCAAGGACAUCUUUACAUCACGAAUCAAUGCAUAUUCUUUUCAGCUUUUCUACCCAAGAAGCCACGACAUAAGAUUGUCCAACAAGGCGCACUCUCAGUGAAAUCUACCCGUUUGCAUCGAAAAUGGGCUAUUCUACGCGAAGGCACGCUUUCAAUCUACUCCAAUUCCACAGAUUUGUACUUCCCAGAACUGGUAUUGGACUUGAAGACGGCUCUAAGAGCCGAAAUAUAUCAUAGUGGAAAUUUAGUUAAGGAGAAAGCCUCCGAUGGCUUGGUAUGGAUGAAAGUUGUCACAUCUAAGAAAACACUUUGGUUCCAAGCUGAUAGUAUGAGCUCUGCUAGGUCUUGGGUAUCCGCUAUCAAAAAGCAGAUAUUCCAGGCGAGGAACAAAGGUGACCAGGCAAUAGUAAAGAUUCCUCUACAAAGUAUUUUGGAUUUAGAGCUUACCACAGUUCUUGGCGAGGCAAAGAACUUACGUAUAAAAGUCAUCGAAAACCCUGAUUCUUACGCUAUUGAUGACUACUUUGUCAUGUUUUUCUCUGAGGGUGAUAAGGCUACAGCGGAUAUUCAUAAUGUAUUGAGAGAAGCUGGAAUGGAGUUGAGUGAAACCGAUGAAGAGCGCUCUGAAUUGGUCAUAUCUAAGGCCAAAUUAAUGAAGGAAUCAGAGACUACAGUGCAAACGACUAAUUGUAUGGUUCGCACCGACGAUCAGGAAGGAGAUGAUGACAAAGAUGAUGAAAAUGAUGACGAAAACGAAGAAGAAGAAGAAGAAGAAGAAGAAGAAGACAAAGAAGGAGACCACACAAAAGCCACGUCUACUUCUCCAGAAAAGUAUUCCUCUUGGGGAAUUGUCACGAAGGUAGCAGCAUCCGGCUUGUCUUCUCUUGCGCAUCCUUUUUCAUCUUCAUCGUCUUCUAUCCUGCAUUUCAAUCCAAAAAUCGAAGGUGAUCCCUUCUAUGUGACAGACUCCAGCAUUCGCAAGCGCAAACAACAGUCGUUUCUGAAGGUUUUUUCUCUCAAUGAAGAGCAAUUGCAAGCAUUUUACCAUUCUUACUUAGUGCGAGGUUUACCUUUAUAUGGCAGGCUUUUUGUUGGAGUUCAAAAUCUUUGUUUCAAAUCUACUUUACCCGGUACGGGAACGCUUAUGAUUCUUCCUCUCUCCGAUAUCGAGAAUGCCUCAAAGGAAAAGGGGUUUAGAUUCGGAUACUCUGGUCUUGUGGUAGUUAUACAUGGUCAUGAAGAGCUUUUCUUUGAGUUCUUCUCCGAAAGUGCACGCGAUGACUGUGAAUGCCAACUUCUGAGGCAGAUUGAUGUACUCAAAGGUGAACCUGACCAUUCUGCAGUAUCUAGUUCAGGAGUCUCUCAGGCUCUCUCAACUCCCGAUGACCGGCCUAACACGAACUCUGCUAGAAUCAAACUUGUUGAGAGUAAACUCAAUGACGAGAUUGGUGCAGAUGUGCCUAUUAUCUUUGAGGAUCACCCUCUUCAACGCACAGAAGUGAGGCCUGUUAAACCUUACAGACUCACUCUACUUACAAUAGGUUCACGGGGAGACGUGCAGCCUUAUAUUGCGCUUGGUAAAGCUUUAGUGAAAGAAGGUCAUAGUGUUAAGAUCGUUACCCAUAAAGAGUUUGGUCCAUGGAUCAAGUCGCAUGGUCUCGAUUUCGAUGUUAUAGCAGGAGAUCCAUCUGAAUUGAUGUCUCUUAUGGUAAGUCAUCCCUCUAUCAGUUAUUCGUUUGUUCGUGAUGCCAAAUCCAAAUUUUCCAGUUGGAUAGACGAGUUAUUACAGUCUUCUUGGAAAGCCUGCCAAGACACCGAUGUUCUCAUCGAAUCGCCUUCCUCAUUUGCCGGUAUUCACAUUGCAGAGGCCUUGCAAGUUCCAUAUUUCCGUGCGUUCACCAUGCCGUGGUCCAGAACACGGGCAUACCCCAACGCAUUUCUGGUUCCUGACCAGAAACUAGGAGGCUCAUACAAUUACAUGACACAUGUGGCAUUCGAGAAUGGAUAUUGGCGUGGUGUUAGUAAUCAAGUGAAUAAAUGGAGAGAGAAUACCCUUCAUAUUGGAAAGACAAAUCUUGCUGCAAUGAAGCAGAACUCGGUGCCAUUCUUGUACAAUAUAUCAGCUGUUGUUUUUCCUCCAAGUGUGGAUUUUCCUGAUUGGGUUAAAGUUACAGGAUAUUGGUUUUUGAAUGAGGGAGGAAGCGAUUAUGAGCCUCCUAGAGAGCUUGUGAAUUUCAUCGAUAGUGCCAGAAAAGACGGAAAAAAGCUUGUCUAUAUUGGAUUUGGGUCUAUUGUAGUAGACAAACCUAGAGAAUUAUCGAGAGCCGUGAUUUCUGCGGUUGUAGAUGCUGAUGUGAGAUGCAUCCUUAACAAGGGAUGGUCAGAAAGGAAAGCAGAUGUCAACGAAACCUUAGAAAAAGAACAAUUUCCUACCGAGAUAUACAGUGCAGGAAGUGUACCUCAUGAUUGGUUGUUUCCACGAAUAGAUGCAGCUGUGCAUCAUGGAGGUUCUGGAACCACUGGAGCAUCGUUGAAAUUUGGACUUCCUACAGUUAUCAAGCCAUUCUUUGGAGAUCAAAAAUUCUAUGCAAGUCGUGUAGAGGAUUUAGGAUGUGGUGUGGCUUUGAAGGAGUUGAAUUCGAAGAGUUUGACUGCUGCAUUGAAAGAAGUUACCACGAGCAAGAGAAUUCAAGAAAAGGCCAAGUUAAUAGGAAUGAAAAUCCGAGAGGAAAAAGGAAUUCAAAAUGCCAUCGAUGCAAUAUACAGCGAGAUGGAGUAUGCCAGAAGUUUAUCGGUAGGUAAGGCCGCUAAGUCGGGUAAAGCUAGAGUAAGAAGCAUGCCAGAAUCCGCUGCGGCUAAAGACGAUUGGUUAUUAGUUUAA
This is a messenger RNA of Brettanomyces nanus, 3381 nucleotides long. RefSeq lists its product as uncharacterized. The record is from RefSeq and is a predicted model, not a curated record. NCBI's taxonomy places the organism in Eukaryota, Fungi, Ascomycota, Pichiomycetes, Pichiales, Pichiaceae. Bases 1 to 3381 code for a protein of 1126 amino acids. The transcript has 2 exons. Gene Ontology annotation, molecular function: hexosyltransferase activity; UDP-glycosyltransferase activity. Gene Ontology annotation, biological process: carbohydrate metabolic process.